ACUCCAGCAACGGCUCACACUAAGAUCUUUGUCACAAACGCUCUGAUUUCCUGCAGAAAGAUGGAGAAGCUGCUCACACUCUGGAUCGCUCUCUGCGUCGUCGCCUCAUCGUCGUCACUUACGACUAGCAAGCCAGACAUCGCUGCACCCACUAGCGGUCCAGAUGUUACUACAACCGUUCAUGACAGUUUGAACACCACUGAACACCACCAGCCCAAUACCACCAGCGACCACACAACAACCCCGGGGAUGCCAAACACCACCAACGCCACACACACUACCACGGUUACCUCCGACAAGAGCAACCACUCUACAGCCACGGAGACGCCAAGCACCAACAACGCCACACACACUACCACGGUUACCUCCGACAACAGCACCCACUCUACAGCCACGGUGACGGCAAGCACCACCAACGCCACACACACUACUACGGUUACCUCCGACAACAGCAGCCACUCUACAUCCACCAAAGCGCCGUCUACUGACACCGUGGUAACCGGAAAUAGAACUACAACAGCCAGCAGCAGCUCUUCUUCCGCUUCUCGUAGCACGGCCCCGCCCGCGCCCCCGGCCAGCAGCGGCGUCCCUGGGUGGGGGAUCGCUCUGCUGGUCCUCGCUGCUCUGGUUCUGCUGCUGCUGCUCCUGCUGCUCAUCGGACUGCUGGUGUGGUAUUGCUGCUAUAGUGGUCGCCACAACAACUACGGUGGCUUCGGCUCUCUGACCCACAGAGACGACAUCCCUCUGUACACCACACACGCCCGCUUCGAGGGGAAACAAUACGAAGAAAUGGAUAAGCCAGUAAAGAACCAGACGUACACGGUCAACCCAUAGUAACAGAGACGACAUCCAGAAAACAUUUUUACAAAGAUUUUUUUUUUUUGUGAUUUUUUUUAUUUGUAAUUCUGUUUGAUUUUAAUAAACAUGUCACUCAAUUA
Messenger RNA from Sander lucioperca (pikeperch), 938 nucleotides. Its product is annotated as cell wall integrity and stress response component 4. Bases 61 to 834 code for a protein of 257 amino acids. The record is from RefSeq and is a predicted model, not a curated record. NCBI's taxonomy places the organism in Eukaryota, Metazoa, Chordata, Actinopteri, Perciformes, Percidae. The transcript is spliced from 4 exons.